Musca domestica (house fly) is the source of this 2067-nucleotide messenger RNA. It is a transcript of the gene TMEM216, whose product is annotated as transmembrane protein 216. The transcript is spliced from 3 exons. The record is from RefSeq and is a predicted model, not a curated record. Gene Ontology annotation, cellular component: ciliary transition zone. Bases 1272 to 1682 code for a protein of 136 amino acids. NCBI's taxonomy places the organism in Eukaryota, Metazoa, Arthropoda, Insecta, Diptera, Muscidae. Gene Ontology annotation, biological process: non-motile cilium assembly.
CCUUGUACUGGUGUUUCGCAGUAAUGGUAACUUAGUUUUAAAGAUGAUGGCAUAGAAAUAAAAGCCGUUAUUUAUUAACGAACACAAUAACGAAAACGAAAAUCUCAUUAAAUUAAGGUGUCAAUACAUCAUCAAUAGAGGAAUACACGUCACACACACUCAUGGCGCAAUACACUUGUGUUUACAAAUGGGUGCGAGUGUGUGUCUGUGUGGAAAUGAAAAUCAAUUAAAUUGUGUGUAAAUAUUGAAGCUUUCAUACACGAACGCUAUUAGCAAGUGUCUGUGGCCAAAUUUCCAAACAACAUUUUCCGUCCAGCACCAGACUGAAUACAAAAAAAAAGAAAAGAAAAACAAUAUACUCAACAGCAGAGAGAAUAGAGCAAAAACGAAAUCGAAACAAAAACAAUCCAUAAACAAAGCAAAGUGUUUCCACAUUUUUUUGGAAUGGAGAAAAGGCCCCCAAAGAAAUAUAGAAAUAUAUUCAAAGAAUAUAGUGAGGAAAGCAACAAAGGAAAAUGUGGAGAAAGAAGAAUAAAUUAUGAAAACAAUAAAAGCAGACGACGCGUAGUUUUACUAUUUUUUACUGAGGCACUGGGGCAACAUUAAAGUGAAGCAAAAAAAGCAAAAAACGGAAAUUCCAAAAACAACAACACCAGCUAUUUUUGUACUUUAAAAACGGUAAAAUAUCUGAGGAAACAAAUCCAUAGAGUAAAACGGGCUGUUGUCUAGAGAGAUGUAGGUGAAAACAAAAAUAAUGUGCACAAAAAAAGAAGAAAAAACGCAAAAUUCUAAAAACGACACACAUUUUUCUGUGGAAAUUCAUAAUUGCUUGCGAUGUUGGCUAUUUAAAAUAAAUUAAUUUUGAAUAAAGAAAAGGUGAAUUUCUUCUGGAUCAUUUAACGCAACAACAUAGCAGCAUUUUGUGACAAUCAUGUCAAGCACUAGCUCUGACAAAAUUAUUAUGAAAUACUAUUAACAAAAAAAAAGAUGAAAGAAUAUUGUGAAAAAGUGAAAACAAAGAACAUCCAGGCCAUGUGAAAAAGAAAAGAAGAAAAAUAUAUUGAAAUAAAAGUAGAGAAAAUGUCAAAAAAGUAAAAAGCCAACAGCAAUCAACAUCGUUGUUAACAUCCGUCACCCCGACACCUUUACACAGUCCAUAGACUAGCAUUUCGGCAUAACCUCGACAAUAGCGAUAGCAACAGCAGCGGUAACAACAACACGAACAAUAUAUCGGUGACACCAGCCCCCAUCGGAGCAGACUAAAACAAAAAAUGGAAGCCAGUCUUAUGUAUGAAAUUCUCAUGUAUCUGAAUUCGUUCUACUUCGGUUUGUACGCUGCAUUCAAGGUGUGUGUCAGUACCCUGAAAUUUAUUCUAUUAACGUAUCCUGAAAAUGCCGUAAUGAGAGAGGGAAUUUUAUUGCUAACAAUGUGUCUUUUGGAGACGGUGCGUAUCAUAUUGGGCCGUCGUAGUAGUUUAAGUGCUCGUGCAUGGCAGGCGAUAGCAUCUGUAGUAUUAACACUGCCCAGUCUCGUUCUUGUUAUUUAUUUAUGUUUUUUCCAAACGGCUGUUCUCAAACUUGAAGUAAUCAUGAGUGCCUUAAUGAUAGCUCUACACGUAGCUGAAAUUGUGUACGCCAGCAUGUUCAUUUGUACGAUGUGUCGGCCGGUGACAUAUACCUAGCAGUUGAUGGGUGUCCCGAUGACGACGACGACGACGGCGGCGGCAGUAUGUGGACCGUGCCGAAAAUCCAAUAAUCCGAGCAAUGCAUUUUACAUUACCCUAACCAUAACUGUGCCGUCAUCAUCGCCAUCAUCAUUAUCCUCGUCAGCAGCAACAACAACCACAACGUCAUAUAUGUAUUUGUUCUUCCUGAAAACGACAUCAUCGUCAUUAACCUGGACAAUGUGUGGAGAAAGUCCAUGUCUUGAUUGUAUAGAACAGCAGCAUACAUUUUGUAAUAUAGUCAACAAUAGAACACACAACUACAACAGUAACACCAACAACAACAACAACACCAACACUAGUAACAUAUGCCAAUAUUUUGUACCAAACAAUUACCAAGUUU